UAUACAAACUUUUAGAGUCAAAAUGGAAGGAGGUCUCACAAUCAAAACAUCCUUUAAGAUGGAGGUCGGGACUCGGGACAACUUAAACGGUCUCAUUGGAAAAAAAAAUUCAAUAAACAAGGUUCACAUCAAAAAAAUAAAGAAAGAAAGUCGUUAUUUCAGUUAAUAGCUGAAGCAGAGAAGUAAAUGAUAUUUCUGCCGAAGUAUUUGCAAACUGCAGCUCAGCUGCCCGCAUCUGUAACCUAAGGGCAUGCGUUUCAAGUUACCCAGUAACAUCUCAUCCUACUUGGGAGAGAAACUACUAAAAUCUAUUCUUAAUUCUGGCGAUUUAAAUCGUGCACGCCAACUGUUCGACAAAAUUCCUGAACCAAACCUACAUUCUUGGACAAACUUAAUUUCUUGGUACACAAAGCAAGGUCUUUCAAAUGAUGCAGUCCUUCUGUAUUCUCUAUUCAAGAAGCAGAAAAAUCAGUUUCCUGAUAGGAUACUACUGCUGUCAGCUGUAAAAGCGUGUGCAGCAUAUGGUGAUCUUACGAAAGCGAAAGAGAUUCAUCAGGAUGCUAUUAAGUUUGGAUUUCUAUCUGAUGUUACUGUGGGAAAUGCCUUGAUUAAUAUGUAUGGAAAAUGUAAGUUCUGUGAGGGUGCACAAGCUGUUUUCAAUGAGUUGCCUGUCAAGGAUGUCAUAUCUUGGACAUCAUUGUUGUCAAGCUAUGUUAAUUGUGGGUUUCUUGGGGAAGCAUUCAGAGCUUUUCGUGAGAUGGGUUCAAAUGGGUUUAGUCCAAAUGCAGUAACCGUGUCCUCGAUUCUUCCUGCUUGUUCUAAAUUCAAGUGCUUGGAUUCCGGUAAACAAGUUCAUGGGUAUGCAGUGAAAAAUGGGGUUGCUGAAAAUGCAUUUGUCGCAAGUGCGCUUGUUGACCUAUAUGCAAGCUGCUCCUGCUUAAAGGACGCUCAAUCGGUAUUUGAUUGUAUGCUUGUGCGUGAUGUAGUUUCUUGGAAUGUUAUCCUUGCAGCAUAUUUCUUAAAUGGAGAAUCAGAGAAUGCUCUUAGAAUAUUCCGUGAAAUGAGUACGAAGAGAGUUCCCUUAAGCUAUGAUUCAUGGAAUACUGUGAUUAGUGGAUGUGUUCAAAAUGGUUAUAAUACCACAGCGCUUGAAUAUCUCGUCGAAAUGCAAGUAAAAGGGCUAAAACCCAACCAUAUUACAAUAACUAGUGCCUUGCCUGCUUGCUCAAAUAUGGAGAGCUUAAGAAAGGGAAAAGAAAUCCAUGCAUACAUUUUUAGGAAUAGCAUUUUUACUGACUUGACAACUACAACAGCCUUGGUUUACAUGUACGCGAAAUGUGGUGAGCUUGAGAUAUCCCAUAAGAUAUUCAAUUUGAUGCCUAGAAGGGAUGUUGUUGCUUGGAAUACUAUGAUUAUUGCUAAUGCCAUGCAUGGAAGAGGGGAAGAAGCUUUGUUGCUUUUUAAACAUAUGAUAGACUAUGGGGUUAAACCCAAUUCUGUUACUUUUACAGGGGUUCUCUCUGGUUGUAGUCACUCGAGGCUUAUUGAUAAGGGUCUUCAAGUGUUCCAUUCAAUGAGGGAUCAUUUUAUUGAACCUGAUGCUGAUCACUAUUCAAGUUUAGUUGAUAUACUUAGUCGUGCUGGCCGCCUUGAAGAGGCGUAUGGGUAUAUACAGAGAAUGCCCAUGAAGCCAACUGCUGGUGCUUGGGGAGCUUUACUUGGUGGUUGUAGAGUGUAUAAGAAUGUUGAAUUGGCUCGUAUUGCAGGGAAACAUUUGUUUGAAAUUGAACCUGACAAUCCCGGAAACUAUGUUUUGUUAUGCAACGUAUUUGUUGCUGCCAAAUUGUGGAGUGAAGCUCUUAAAUAUAGGAAGAUAAUGGAGGAAAAAGGAAUCUCAAAACCCCCAGGUUGUAGUUGGAUUCAAGUCAAGAACAAAGUUUUUACAUUUUCUGUUGGUGAUCAGAGCAAUGAGCAGAGUGAUAAGAUAUCCGAGUUUUUGAAUGUAAUCGGUCAGAAGGUCAGAUUGGCUGGUUAUAUGCCAAAUACUGAUUUUGUUCUGCAGGAUUUGGAUCAAGAAGAUAAAGAAGCAGUGUUAUGUAACCAUAGUGAAAAGCUAGCUGUUGCUUUCGGGUUAUUGAACCUAAAUGGGGAAUCAACGAUUCAUGUGUUCAAAAAUUUGAGAAUUUGUGGUGACUGCCAUAAUUUCAUUAAGUUCACAGCCAAAAUUGUAGACAAACAGAUCAUUGUCAGAGACUCAUUGAGAUUUCACCAUUUCAAGGACGGCUUAUGCUCAUGCAAAGACUUUUGGUGACAAGCUAUGUUACUUGGACUCUUCAUUUAGCUUCACCUAUCUGUGUCCGAUUCUUGAUGCUCGGACAUUGGUAUGACACUAAGCCAUUUCCUUUUAGGCAUAAUAUUGAAUAUUUAGUCGUAUCCGAUACUUGGACACAUACUAGUAUUGGACAUCAGUUCCCGAGUCCAAAGAUGAGGGUUUGAUCUUGAUAUGCUGUAUGACCUCCAAAGAUGCACUGGUAUCACUGUUAGAUGUGCAUUUGAACAUGCAGUUCAAAUCAUUGCAAGCAGAAUAAGGAAUAUUGUUUUCUGUUGAGGACACUGAUGAGCAUUCCUGCACACUGAAAUAGCCCCGAUUCACCGAAGGUUGAACUGAUGUUUAAGAUAGAUAAUUCAUUACUUCUCAGACUCAGUCUAGAUGGAGACUUAAUUUCUGUUAAGAGCACUAAGGUAUUGCAGAUUGCAGAAUGACCUGCAUCACCAAAUUUGGUGUUCAUUUAGACGCCGGAACUCCAAAAUGUAUGCGUGUUUUAGACCUAGGUUAGUUCUGACUCUAUCGGCCCAUUUGGUUGUUGGUGUUAAAUGGUUGAAAUGAUGAUGAAAAGUUUGUGUAAUUUUGAUAAAAUAGUGUCUUGAAAUGUUGAAUGGUCAUGUUUAUUCUGCUUUAAUCA
This is a messenger RNA of Amaranthus tricolor (Joseph's coat), 2963 nucleotides long. Its product is annotated as pentatricopeptide repeat-containing protein At1g20230-like. Lineage: Eukaryota; Viridiplantae; Streptophyta; Magnoliopsida; Caryophyllales; Amaranthaceae. The coding region runs from base 251 to 2311 and encodes 686 amino acids. The record is from RefSeq and is a predicted model, not a curated record. The transcript has a single exon. Gene Ontology annotation, biological process: RNA modification. Gene Ontology annotation, molecular function: RNA binding; zinc ion binding; protein binding.